AUGUUGACUUUAAAGCUAACAAAAGGGCUGAUAUGGGCUGUGGGAGGCCUAAUUGUGCCAUUGGUACAGGCCGACACGUCAUAUUCAGAAGUGGGAUGCUAUAAACAAUCAGAUUUGGGGUCUGGCUUGAGCUCCAAGGGCUCCUACACAUAUCAGAGCGUUUCGUACUGCCAGAACGAAUGCAACGGAGCAGACGUGGUGGCGCUUCUGGGAGGUGACACAUGCUACUGUGGGUCUUCUGCGUCGAGCCUGGCGUCGGCUUCGUCGGCGGAUUCCAGCCAAUGCAACACCAAGUGUGCCGGAUGGCCUUACGCUACAUGCGGUGGAAGUGGGUAUUUCCAAGUGUAUUUGAAGGCGGGCGUUUCAAUACCGAGCUCCAGCUCGAGCUCCAGUUCUAGCUCCAGCUCAAGCUCCAGUUCGAGUUCGAGUCCGAGUUCCGCAAGUAGUAAUAGCAACUCCGGGUCAAGUUCAAGCAGUUCCACGACUUCAAGUUCCAGCUCUAGUACGGCAUCGUCGUCUUCGUCAUCCUCAUCAUCAUCAUCAUCAUCAUCAUCAUCAUCGUCGUCGUCGUCAUCGUCGUCGUCGUCUUCGUCCCAGUCCACCGCUUCGAGCUCCAGCUCGAGCACUACCUCUGGAUCUUCAUCAACACCGGCUUCGUCCAGUAUGAGCUCUACUUCGAGUGACAGUUUGUCGCCAACUACUAGCUCCAGCCAAACUUCCAGCUCCAAUGCCGGAUCUACUGCUUCCUCGCGCUCUCCUACUACCAUGGUUACGUCGGAUAUCACCGUCGCUACUCUUCCAAACAGUAGUCGGUCAACCAUGUACAUAACCCAAACCACAGUGAUAAGCGCACCCAACUCUUCCGGACAAACCAAUUCUGGGACAAUAAAAUCCAAUAACAGCAACAAGAAGAAGUCACUUUCGGGCGGAGCAAUCGCCGGUGUGGUUAUCGGUGCCAUUGUUGGAUCCGUUCUGGUGGCUGCGCUGGUUUUCUUUUUGUUUUGGCGUCACCGCAAACAAGAACAGCUUGACCUGGAGGAAACGAAACAGCACAAGCCUUAUUCUUUCGGUGACAACGCCUUACCAGCACUGGCUGCUACGCAGCGGAACGCGUCUCUACGCCGUUCGUCUUCAGAAUUGGAAACAUCCAUGGUGAACGACUACUCUGGCCAAACGCCGGGCUUGGACGACAGUUUUGGUCGCAUAAGGCUCAGCGACGGCUCGCUUCCCGAUGUCACGCAAGAACACGGGCCGCUGCGAAUAGUCAACCCAGAAGAGCUCGACUAUAGAAACGGUAUUCACUGA
Messenger RNA from Lachancea sp. 'fantastica', 1305 nucleotides. The record is from the annotation of a GenBank genome assembly. Lineage: Eukaryota; Fungi; Ascomycota; Saccharomycetes; Saccharomycetales; Saccharomycetaceae.